AUGUGCGCCGGUGCUAUCUACUGGUCUCAGGUCGGCCGGGUCGUCUUCGGUGCCAGCAGUGAGGACUUGGUGCAGCUGUCUGGCCCUGGUGGCUUCGAUGUGCCCCUCGAGCUGAGUCUUGACAGGAAGCUGUACAGCAUGGGCCGCGAGGGCACCCGCAAGAUCGAGAUCCAUGGAGGCGAUGAAGAUCCAUUCUGCCAGCGGCUGCUGGCGCGGAAAGACGCGCUGCAGGCAAAGCCGCAGACAAUCCUACUCUUUGGCGCGAACACAAUGAGCAUCGCAUCGCUGCUAUCGGUUUUCUUGAUCGUCGGCCUUGGCUCGGAUGUCGUCUUUGUCUACACCGACUUCUGGGCAGACUCUGCACUCCGCAAGGAAAACUUUGGCAGCCGCAUGACCUGGACCUUGAUCCACGCGGGCAAGGCGUCGUUGGCCACUUCGGUCACGACGGCGCUGUCCUUCUUCGCGAAUUUGGCCUCAGUGCUGAAGCCUUUGCGCGAGUUUGGAUUCUUCAUGGGCCUCUGUGUCGUGGUGUGCUGGGUCUUGCUCAGCCUCAUUUACCUGCCGCUCUGCAUGCUGACGGAGUAUUGGUGUGGCAGGAGCAAGUCCCGAUGUGCGAGCUUUACAGCUGCUUUCAGGACAGAUCUCAAGGAAGCAAUGUCGUCCGUCAGGUUCUGGAAGUCAUCGACGCUUGGCUUCAAUACGAAUCCGCCUGGUGGCUACACCAGAUGCUUGCAGAGGGCCAAGCGCAGCCUGGCUCUGUUUCCAAUUGUCGUCUCUCUCGGCCUGGCUGCCUGGGGCGCGAUGGUCUUCGAGGUGGAUUCGGGCGUGCCCAGCAUCUUCCCGGCAGAUCACAACCUCAACCGUGGGCAGCAGAUCUUCGCCACCUUCAACGAUGCCAACCAGGUUUUCAAUCCAUUGUGGACCAUCGAUACACCGCAGGUUAGUGUUUGCAACGAUGCCAUGUUUGCGUGGCUUGGCCCGGCCUAUGAGCACGACAUACACUCCAGCAAGCUGGCGAAGACCUCAGUGAAUCACGGGCUCGCGGCGUAUCAAGCCGUUCUGGCUCAUCCUGUCGCCCGGCAUAGUUCCGUGCUCCUGCGGAAUGUGCAGUUUCACCACCUUCCCAUCCAGAUGCGCCGUGGCCGACUACCUCGCAAGCGCGGAGGGGAUGCAAAUGACGUCUGCCCAGCGGCAGAGCAUGCAGAGGCCAACAUCCAGUCGCCACGGGGAGUCGAAGUCGAAGCCCAGGUCUUUCGUGGCACGGAGUGGGAGCGAGGGGUGAAGGAGGUGCGCGAGAUUACCGAGGCACUGGAAGAGCAAAGUGGUCGGCCGCCUGCAGCGGGAGAGCCAGAACAGCUCUUCCUGCGGCUUCCAGGACAUGUGCUUUUGCACAACUUGGCCCUGCAAAAUGUUGGGCACUGGAUGGCAGCAGGCCCACGUGUACAACUGCACCAGUUGUAUGAUGGUGUCACGCAGUUCAGGGCGUCUCAAGAGGGCAGAGCCAUGGACAGGAUGGGUCACGUGGGUGACCUCAACUUUACCACCAGACGCCUACAGUCCGGGCUGCCCAAGACUCAUGCUCGAGGUCGGUUCGGCCCACAAGCGGCCGUGAAAUCAGAGGCUGCCGAGGCGCUGCAGGCUGGACCGCUGGUUCGGAGCCCUCCGACCGAGGCAGACUUCGGCGAGGAGGCUAGUGCGCAGCCGCGCUGGCUGCAGAACCUGAGUCCAGCGGAAUGGACUGUCGCGCCUGCAAACCGAGCCGCCGUCGACAUUAUCUUCGGGAUCGAGGUCACCACGUCGGCCAAACUCUUGGGGGAGGUCGAUUUGGAGAACGGCUGGCAAUUCGCAGAGUUACACCAGGUGAGCCAGCCAUGGGCGCAGCGCAACAUGUACAGUUUCUGCACCAGCAUGCCGCGGGAACUCCGUGUUGUGGAGCGCAAGUGCUGGAUGGAGGACUUCCGGGCCUAUCUGCUGAAUCGUGGAGAUCGCUUCCCCAUCAUCCCGUCGCAGUUUGAGCAGCAGAUCAUUCCCUUUGCUGAGGCCACACAUCGCACAUCUGACGGUUUUGAUUUCCAAACUUCAGCUAGAAGUUCGCUCGACUACAUGUGGAUUCGCGACGGCAAGGUGAAAGCAUCGUACAUGCUGAUGAGCGUGGACUUCGAGCGCUAUGCUGACACCACGUCUGCGAUUGAGUACAAGAAGCUGUGGGACAAGUACCUCGAGGACUUCAAUUUAGAUGCCUCGAUCUACACCAAGGGAGCCUGGCAUACCUCCAGCCUCUGGGUGCGAGCAGAGGCGCAGUCGGCACUUAUUUCCAGUACGAUUCUGACCAUUGUGAUCGUGGUUGGCCUGGCGCUGCUGGGUAUGCUGGUCUUCACCCGGGACUGGAAGCUGUCGAUGCUCGUGGUGGCAUCAACCAUGUUGGUGGUCUGUAUUCUGUUCUGGUUCAUCGUGGUCGUCAUGGGCUGGCCGAUUGGAGCCAUCGAAGUGAUCGCGCUCAUCGUCUUCAUUGGCUAUGCGGUGACCUACUCCUUGCACAUCGCUCACAGGUAUGGCAGCGCUGAUGCACAGGACGCGCUUGUUGAUGUGACGGAUGCCGACGUCACGCGCUUCGUGCGCACGGUCUACGCCCUCGGCUCCAUUGGCCGGGCUGCGCUGGGGAGUGCCGCCACAACGGCGGGCUGCUCCAUCUUCUUGGUCUUCUGCACCCUGACCAUCUUCCAGAAGCUCGGAGGUGUGGUGCUCGUAGUUACCCUGAUGUCCAUCGGGGUGGCGCUUAUCCCACUGCCGGCCACACUUCUGUGGGUGUUUAUCGACGACGAGUGGCUCUUACAAGGCGUUUGGUUCAACCUGCUCACUACUCUGGGCUGCGUGCAUUCCAUGAUGUUCGGUACUUUUCAUAUGGAUUUCUUCAUGCAGCGAGGCCUUACUGCCCUGGAGGUCGCAGCAGUGCACAGCUUCUUUUCGAUCUGGAACCCUUUGAACGACAUCUUUGCGGGUUUGUUGGUGGACGAGUGGGUGCAGCGAGGCUUCGGCUCCCGGCUUCAGCUCGCUUUCUGGGCCCAGCUGGGCUACGCCUUGGCCUCUUGGUUCGCGUUUCAGGAUCUCUCUUCUAUGCCCGUUUGGCUCCACUACGCCCUGGCCAUCAGCUCCUCAGAUGGUUUUGCGGCCGUUGCAAGCGCUGUCAACGGCCUCGUGAUCAUCGAGCAGACAGAGGAAGAUCGCCAGAGGAUCCAGAUCCAGCGGAUCAAUUCCAUUUUCGGCUGCUGCGAGUGGCUUGUCAUGGCUUGUGCCUACUUUCUCUGGGAUGCAAGGCCCGCAAACUGCGGGCCCUUCCGGAGCUACCUGACCAUAGUCUGCCUGCUCUCCGUUGCAACCACCGCAAUGGCCGUGAAAGGGCUCCGGAAGUCGGCCACAAUGGGUGCCAAGCUGGGCGCCAAGGGCCGCCUGCGCAGUGGAGGGGAGACUUUCUGGCAGCGGGUUGUGGGGCAACGCGGCAACCAGGCAAGGGUGACCGUCGAGUUUUCACUCGGCACGGUGCGGAAGCAUCGGAACUUCUGGCGCUAUGCCCUCCUGACUGCUGCGCUUGAGGCAGAGGUAGUCUUCUUCCGUCAGUUUGAUGUCGUGCUGAUACGCGUGCUGUUGACUUCGUGGCCCUGGGCUUCAAAGCUGCUGCUCGUCGUUUGCGAUCCUCUCUGUGGCACAUUGUCAUUUGCUUUGACGUGGGUGGCGGAGAGGCCCCACAUGGGCAUCUACGGCGUCAGUUUGGUGGCGCUGAAAGCUCGGAUGUGCGUGUGCGUGGUGGCAGCAUCCGUGCUUGCACUGUCCUGCAUAACCCCGCAGGCAGAGAGUCAGGGUGGCGACGAUUUCAGGUCGAAUCUGCCUCUGUCUCUUCUGCUCGGACUGCUGAUGGUAGCAUGCCGCGCUGCUACGCGGCCUGCUACCUCUUUAGGCGGCAUUGUCUUCGCCUCGGUCAUUCAGGAGCACGGCCUGGUUGCCGAAGAGGCUCGGGAGAAAGGCUCCGCGGACGUUCCCUUGAAGACUGCCAAAGAGAUUGCGCAGAGGGCUGCUGAUGCCCCAAAGAGCGCAGCAGCGGUCGACGAGGCUGGUAAGUACUGGAUGCUCCGAGCGGCCCUGGUGAAGCCGCUGAACUCUCUGGGACCCGUCACUGGAAGUGCGGUGCUGGCAGCCGGAGGCUACAUUGAGUCAGAUGGCAGCACCCAGCACCUCACAUCGAAGCUGUGGUGGACAUGUGCAACGUUGCCGGUGGUCGUGUCGGCUCUGGUCUCUGCGAUUUCCCUCUCUGCCUGGUCUGCGUUCUCUCUCCAUGGGUCACGGCUUGAGGCUGUCAGGGCCAUGCGGCACUCGGCGGAGCAGAGCCUCUGA
Molecule: messenger RNA, 4386 nt
Organism: Symbiodinium sp. CCMP2592
Lineage: Eukaryota; Dinophyceae; Suessiales; Symbiodiniaceae
Source: the annotation of a GenBank genome assembly